Molecule: messenger RNA, 8174 nt
Organism: Thalassophryne amazonica
Lineage: Eukaryota; Metazoa; Chordata; Actinopteri; Batrachoidiformes; Batrachoididae
Gene: ca16b
Product: carbonic anhydrase XVI b
Exons: 29
Coding region: 602-4840 (1412 amino acids)
Biological process (GO): protein dephosphorylation
Molecular function (GO): protein tyrosine phosphatase activity; protein binding
Source: RefSeq, a predicted model, not a curated record
UGUCCGGUAGGAUGGGACCAGCAGCAGCAGCAGCCACCGCCGCCACAUAUCCGUGCACGUCUGACCGCUGCUCCACUUCCUGGAUGGAGGAAAGAAUGGGACAUUUCCAGCUCCACUUUUUCUUUUGUGCACACUGACGCCGCGGAUGAAACCAUUUGACGGCGGCCACGUGCAGUCAAUAGAAUCCGAUCACUUUGGUCGCGGUUAAACAGAGCGACUAAUCGCCGUAUCGAUCCCGCUGGACUUCGGGAAUGUCGCUGCGUGGAAGCCCGCUGCAGGCGCGGUGGAGUCAGACACGUUACGAGCCGCUCUCGCACAGACGUGGUGCGCACAACGGUUUUAUUCCUCGAAGCUGAAGCCUGUUCUCGGACCGGAGGCGAACAGAUUCGUUUUUUUUUUUUUUUUUUUUUUAAUUAAAUAAACACUCUGCUGUCUUUACCGUUAUAACUUUAAUGCGCUGCGUUCGCGGACACUUUGUUCGAACUGAGGUCGUGUACAUGUGAUUUUUUUUUUCCCUUUUCCUCCCCUAAGAAGAAGAAAAAGAGACUAAAAACUUUGUCACUCGUUGCCUUCUUGUUGCUCCCUCGAUGAGUAUUCUAACAUGCAGAGAAUACGGGAACCGAGUUGCUGGUGGAUUUUAUCUUUAAUGUUUUUAACCUUGCCCGAACACAAAGACUGUCAUCCUGUGGUAUUGUCUGGUCAACCUCAUCAUGCUGGAAGUGCGCAUCAUCGGAGUCCAGGCCUAAUGAGGGAAAGAAGGGCAGCUGGUGACCCAUACUGGUCUUAUUCAGGGAGCCACGGGCCUCGAGGUUGGGCUGCUUUAUACCCAGAAUGUGCUGCGAGGAACCAAUCACCUGUGGACGUUGCUGAUGAGGAUGGUGUGGUUUCGGAGGAGUACCAGGAGCUGGUGCUUGACAAAUUCAGUGCAGAAUCCUCCAACCAGACCACCAUGAAAAACACUGGAAAGACAGUUGCUGUUCUCCUGAAAGAUGACUACUUUGUAAGAGGUGCUGGGCUGCCGGGCCGUUUUAAGGCUGAGAAGAUGGAGUUUCACUGGGGUCACAGUAAUGGAUCAGGAGGCUCUGAACACAGCAUAAAUGGCAGAAGAUUUCCUGUAGAGAUGCAGAUCUACCUUUACAAUUCAGAUGACUUUGACAGUCUCACUGCUGCCAUCAAGGAAAGACGCAUCAUUGCUGCCAUGGCUGUCUUUUUUGAGCUGGGGCAAAAAGACAAUCCAGCUGUGAACCCAAUCAUCCAGGGCUUAAAAGGAGUGGUGCAUCAUGAAAAGGAGACCAACCUCAAGUCAUUCAUCUUGAGGGAUUUGCUGCCAUCAUCAGUGGACAGUUAUUACCGUUACACCGGUUCUCUGACCACGCCGCCCUGCAGCAAAGUGGUGGAGUGGAUCAUCUUCUCCAGGCCUGUAUUUCUGUCACACUCUCAGCUGGAGGCAUUUUACUCCAUCUUUACGACCGAACAACAGGACCACGUCAAGUCUGUGGAAUAUCUGAGGAACAACUUCAGGCCCUUACAGAACCUGGGCCAUAGGAAAAUCUUUAAAUCAGCUGUAAAGGAUGCAUGGCAAAAGGAUUUAACUGAGAUAAUUGGAAGCCCUCAAAGCACCGAGGCUUCAAGAGUGUGUAGCAGUGCCCCAGUAAGCAUGAAGAUCCAGCCACUGAACCAGACAGCACUGAUGGUGAGCUGGCAGCGCCCACUGACCAUCUACCACCCACCUAUCACCAGUUAUAUGGUUUCGUACAGCUGGGUGAAACGUGAUAUUGCAGACGAAAAGACUUUCACCAAGACUGGAGACGAGAGCAUGAAAGCGGUGAUAACCAAUGUGUCUCCUGACAUCCUGUACCUGUUCAGAGUGCAGGCAGUGUGUCAACACGACCUGCGCAGUGAUUUCAGUCAAACGCUGCUGUUUAGAGCUAAUACAACAAGAAUAUUUGAAGGAUCUCGAAUAGUGAAGACUGGGAUGCCCACAAUUUCUCCAGCAUCUUCAGCAGACAUGGCCCCCAUCAGCUCUGGUUCCUCCACGUGGACCUCCUCUGGCAUCCCUUUCUCAUUUGUCUCUAUGGCAACCGGAACAGGCCCCUCCUCUAGUGGCAGCCAGGCUACAGUGGCAUCAGUGGUGACGAGCAGCUUGCUGGCAGGUUUAGGCUUUGGUGGUGGAGUCAUCUCCUCCCUGCCCAGUUCUGUCUGGCCCACCCAAGCCCCCGAAUCCAGGCGCAACCCCACCCAUACCCCAGUCCCACCUGCAAAGUCCAGUACGGAGCAGUCAGCGCCGCAGGGGUCUGACGCGGAGAACCCAUCUGAAGAGAACCAAGCGGCACGUGAGGGAGAGGAGGAAGAAGAGGAGGGCGAGAGGGAAGGAGAGCAGGAUGACAGAGAGGAUGAAAAGACGAGGAAGAACAAGACAGCACCUGCUGAUGUAGAAAAGCAUGUGAAUGGCACUGUGCCUGAACAGCCUUUAAUCCCUACCCCCGCAUCCACAGCCAAAGAGAAAGGACUAGCGAAGCCCACAGUCAAAGGCACCACUGUACCUGUAAACACUGCUGACAAUCAUUUGAUUCACACAGAAACCAACGUUGGAGACCGAGUUGCGGAUCCCACACAGGAGCCCCAUAAUGACAGUGCAGAGAUGCAGAUUCCCCACAGCUCCACACUUUCUCCAAAGAUCAGUGGUGGCGAGAAGAGUCUCUGGCCAUUCUCCGUCCACACUGACAGGGCCAUCUUAUCCAAUGCUACCCGAAUUCCGCACCCUGGGAUGGGCAGGAUGGUGUGGAUUGUCCCCUUGGUGGUCGUGUCUGCGCUCACUCUGCUGUGCAUCAUAAUACUCUUGAUCGUAAUGAUCUACUGGAGGAGAUUUUUCCAGACUGCUCACUUCUACGUGGAGGAAAGCAGCUCUCCUCGAGUGGUGGCCAAUGAGAGCAUCCCAGUCAUCCCAAUACCAGAUGACAUGGAGGCCAUCCCUGUUAAACAGUUUGUCAAACACAUCAUGGAGCUCUACAGCAAUAAUCUGCAAGGUUUCUCUGAAGAGUUUGAGGAGGUCCAGCGCUCGACAGCAGAUUUGAAGAUCACAGCAGAUCACUCCAAUCAUCCCGAUAACAAGCACAAAAACAGAUACAUAAACAUUGUGGCCUAUGACCACAGCAGGGUAAAAUUACGAGCACUCGCAGGAAAGGAUGCCAAACACUCUGACUACAUCAACGCUAACUAUGUGGAUGGAUACAACCAUCCCAGAGCAUACAUAGCUGCCCAGGGUCCUCUGAAAUCUACAUUUGAUGACUUCUGGAGGAUGGUGUGGGAACAAAACACCGGAAUCAUCAUUAUGAUCACCAACCUUGUGGAGAAAGGGAGAAGGAAAUGUGACCAGUAUUGGCCAACAGAGAACAGUGAGCGGUACGGAAACAUUGUGGUGACCUUGAAAAGCACCAAAGUGCACGCCUGUUACACGCUGCACCAUUUUCUUAUAAGGAACAUGAAAGUUAAAAAGGGUCAGAAAGGGAACCAGAAAGGCAGGCUGAAUGAGCGCGUGGUGGUUCAGUAUCACUACACUCAGUGGCCCGACAUGGGAGUACCAGAGUACACACUCCCCGUGCUCACCUUCAUCAGUCGCUCGUCAGCGGCUUGCACUGCAGACAUGGGUCCGGUGCUGGUGCACUGCAGUGCAGGGGUUGGACGCACGGGAACUUAUAUUGUCAUUGACAGCAUGCUGCAGCAAAUCCGGGACAAAAGCACCAUCAGCGUUUUGGAUUUUCUCAAACAUAUCCGCACACAACGCAACUACCUAGUCCAGACAGAGGAGCAGUAUGUCUUCAUCCACGAUGCUCUGAUGGAGGCGAUCCUGAGCAGAGAGACAGAGGUUCCCGCCUGGCAGCUUCAUAGUUAUGUGAACAGCAUCCUCACGCCCAACUCGACAGGCCGCACACGGCUGGAGAAGCAGUUCAGGCUGCUGACUCAGUGCAACAUGCGCUUUGUGGAAUGCUUUAGCGCCCACAAAGACUGCAACAAGGAGAAAAACCGGAAUUCAUCAGUGGUUCCUUUCUUUGUCUCCACAGCGGAACGAGCACGAGUAGGACUUGCCACUCUGCCUGGAAUGAAAGGAACAGAUUACAUUAACGCAUCCUACAUAAUGGGUUACUCCAGGAGCAAUGAGUUCAUCAUUACCCAGCAUCCCUUGCCCCAUACCACUACAGACUUCUGGAGGAUGAUUUGGGACCAUAAUGCUCAAAUUAUUGUCAUGUUGCCUGAUAACCAGGGCCUGGCUGAAGAUGAAUUUGUUUACUGGCCGAGUCGGGAAGAGGCCAUGAACUGCAUUGCUUUCACCGUUACACUCAUCAGUAAAGACAGACUGUGUCUGUCCAACGAGGAGCAGAUCAUCAUUCAUGAUUUCAUUCUGGAGGCCACGCAGGAUGACUAUGUUUUAGAGGUGAGACAUUUUCAGUGCCCUAAAUGGCCAAAUCCUGACGCUCCUCUGAGCAGCACAUUCGAGCUUAUCAGUGUCAUCAAGGAGGAGGCCAUGACUCGAGAUGGUCCCACCAUCGUCCACGAUGAGUAUGGCGCAGUGUCAGCGGGGAUGUUUUGUGGUCUCACCACAUUGUCCCAGCAGCUGGAAAAUGAAGGAGUAGUCGACAUCUAUCAAGUGGCUAAAAUGGUUAAUCUUAUGAGGCCGGGCGUCUUCACUGAUAUAGAGCAGUACCAGUACCUUUACAAAGCCAUGCUCAGCCUGGUGAGUUCCAGAGAAUGCGGCCUGAGCGCCAUGCACAUGGACACUAAUGGGGUGGCGGUGAUUGCGGAUGAGUCUGACCCGGCCGAGAGCAUGGAGUCGCUCGUCUGAUGACACUCUUACCUUAACAGGCACUUAAUUUGUAAAAACCCAAGAACUUUUGUGAGGCCUUUUUUGCCAGACGAUUGAUUAAAAUAAUAACCUUAUUACUUUUUAUACUGAUAAAAGUUUUUGAUAUUUAUGUUUUUGUUCUUUAUUUCUUAAAUGUUAUCCUGCUGAGUGUUUGCACCUGUUUAAGUUGACGUGAGGAAAAAGCAGCUGUGUCCAGUUUGCACUAUAUUAUCAGUGUUACUGCCUAAAAAUCCAGUGAGAGGAACUGUUCACGGCUAAAUCCCAACAACACAACUGAGAACCUGGACCACAACAAGACGAACGCGAAGAAACGGAGACGGGGCGAUUCGCUUCACGUAUAAACACAUUGGUGCGUAAGCCCAGCAUGCAUUAUGCCACUUUGUCAUCCUGGUCAGACUGCUUCCUGGUAAGAAGGUGAAGCUCUUUAUCUUGGGCGAAGAGACUAUUUUUCACGUAAUAUGCAUAUAUUGUCCAAAUAUCUCACUGCUGUCUUGUAAAAUGUACUUAUGGCUUAUUUUGUUAAUGUAGUGCUGCGACAUCUAAUGUGAACAUGUAUUGCUUUAUACAGGGAUUUAUAUUGUUUUGUAAUAUAUAUGAUAUACUAAAUAGCCAGCCGAUGUUUAAAAGUUCUUUUCUGUAUUUGUUUACCGGUCUUUAUGGUAAGUCAUAUUUUUGGCAACACUGUGGCUUGUGAGCAGUUCACAGCUUCAACUGUCUAAAGUCACUUGAUAUCAUAAUGUUAAUAUGUAACAAGUAUCCAUAUUCACACAAUACAGUGCCUACUAAAAGUACUCAGCCCCCUCAAACUUUACUUUUGUCUUGUUUUAGAUCCUUUAAUCACAGUGGCUGUAUUUACGGGGGUUUUUUGUUCUUGACAUUGGUAAAAAGAAGAAAAUACUUUAGUGCCGAAGGGCUCAAAAAAAGAAAAAACAAUAAAAUGUUACUGUUUGAAAAGAAAAGUUCUCCAGUGUGGCAGUUACCUUACAGACUGCAGCAGGUUUUCCUUCAGGAUUUCUCGGAAUAUUGCUGAUUUCAGUUUUCUCUCACGGCCAUCAAAACAGAAUCAUCGCCGCAGCGCCACGCUGCAACCUGCAGUGUUUCUGCCAAGGCUGUGUGUAGUGGGAUGACAGUGAUUUGAUGCCUCAUAAAAUCAAAUUGUAAAAUUGUCAUUUUUCAAAAAAUAACUAAAAAUUAAUCCACUGACAGUGUGUGACGGACAUAAAAUGUACAUCUAUGCCAAACUGCUUUAUUUUCACUUUGUGUCAGAGUCCUGUGCCUUCUGGCAAACACGAGUCCGGAUGUUAUGUCCAAGGGUUUUUGUUUUGUUUUCAUUGCCAUCAGCUUUAAAACACAUGUUGAAUUAUCUGAGCAGCAGUUGUAUGAGACUUGCUGACCUCUGGCACCACGCUGUGGUAUUUCAUGAUGCAUCUACAUGGGCUGGGAGGAUCCACUUUUUUUUUUUUUUUUUGCAAUGUUCAAAAAUUGUCCGCCAUCUUGAUGCAUCAUGUCACAUCUUGACAAUGCAUUGGUGCAUCUUGGCGGUUCUGUUAUUGCAUCUUACUGAAUCCUGAGCAUUCCUAAUGAUGGAGGAGGGGGGACCCCCAACAAGCCAUCACAGAUGCCAAACCCACAAAGACACAGUCAGGAUCACUGGACAGCACACAUUCUUCCUCUUCAGCUGCAGUCUGUUGCAGCAUUUGCAGUUCAUCGUCAUUGUCUAUAUUUCAUAAUGUUGAAAACGCGUGACGCGUCCUGUAUUUAAACCAGAUUUUGGGAGUUCCCUAACAAUGGACAAGCCUUUACUGCAUCGUGUUAACAUCUUGUCGACGUCUUCACACUUCGUGGUCUGUAGCCGUUGUAGGAUAUUUGUGAUGUUUCAUAUUGACAAGGUGACAGUAUGUGCAUGAUUAUUGCAGAUGUUUUGUCUGGUCUUAAUGAAGCUAUGGCAGUGUCUCGCAACACUGCUCAAUUGUAGUAAUAGUGGGACGCGUCUGAGCUCUGGACCUCGUGUUUGUGGGUGUUCAGCUUGACAAUUACUGAAAGUGAAAACCCCACUUUACCCUCAUCACUACUGAACAUCUCACACAACUUUCAGAAUGUAGAGCAAAGGAUAUUUAAUAAUUAGUAACUGUUCAAGUUUCAUCCUUAUGCCGUUGUUUUAUUAGAUUUAUAUGGAAAUCUGCGAUUGCAUCAUAAACACUUUUUGUUUCAAAGAAAACCUCACACAAAGAAGUACAAAGAAUUUUGACUUCAUUGUUCCUUAAAAAGGUAAAAUUUGUAGAAAUGUUACUUUGAUAUAAUUACAUCCACAGUGAUUAAAUGUUAACACAUUAAAAACAUGAAAAUGGGGUGAAAUACUUUUCAUAGUCACUGUAGUUUUGGGGGGUUGAUACUUUAUUUGCAACCAAAGAUCUGGUUCCACUUUGCAACAUGUUAAGUGUCCUGAGUUUUAUUUGUCAUUUAGCAUUUAAAUAGAGUUGGUACAGUUCCCAUUGUCAGAGGUGUGAAUUAAACAUCUGUUCUUCUAGUCUCAGGAACUCACCAGUGUUUAAUGGUUUAAUCACUAACACAUAAAUUCACAUUUUCUGGGGCGGGGGCGGACUGACUCUUGUCUCCACGCUGUUUUGUGACUACAAACCCUUUUUCAACUCUGGAAAUUCCUCACUUGAGUCACGCUGUCUGUAGUGCAUUCUACGCUCAAAUGUAUGUGCAUAUUCACUUCUCUUCAAAAAGGGGAGUUUGACGAAGUUAAAACCCUCCAACAUUUGGAGAAACAAACAGAUUGCUGAUUGUUUUGCUUCAGAUUUUAUGAUUUUUUUUUUUCUUUUGUCCCUCUGUGAUUGCCGCCGUUGUUGCAGUUUAGUAUUUUGAAGCUCAUUUAAUAUGUGAGUGCAGUGGCUGUGCACAUUUACUCCAGACGAUGUCUUGAAUUUAAUUGUUGUGGUUAUAGAAGUUUCUAUUUUCAUACAAAAGAUUUUGGGUUGUCUCGUGGCCCUGUAACAGAUUGUACCUUUGUGGAAAAGUUAUUAUCGGAGUCUUAACAGUAAAGUUCCACGAACAACAAUCUUACCUGCCCAUCCGUUGUUUUUGACCAGAUUAUGAUGUAAGAUCAUUCGACCUCAGAGCAUUUCUGCCAGGGUGGAAGGUAAUUUUGUAAAUUCUUAAAAUUGUUUCGUCCACAUCACUUGUUUAUAUGCAGGUAUCAUAGCAACAUAAUCCUAUGAUGCUGUUACAGAACAUAUUAAAGUGUAAUGUGUAUUUGAAUAGGUAAAAUGUAUGAUUAUACAUUAAAUAAAGUCUGGGCUGGGAUACA